AUGUUCAAGCUUGCCCGCGGCCGGCCAGUUGCUGCGGCUCUCAGAGCUGCGACGGGUUCGCCUAUGCAAUCCCGCUUGGCUCAGCAACAAAGAAACCUUUCCAUUCACGAAUACCUUUCCGCCAACUUGCUCAAAUCAUAUGGUGUGGGUGUGCCAAAGGGUGAAGUUGCUCGCUCUGCUGAGGAGGCCGAGAAAGUUGCCAAGUCACUCGGUAAUGAUGAUAUGGUCAUCAAGGCUCAGGUCCUUGCCGGUGGUCGUGGAAAGGGCCACUUUGACAACGGUCUCAAGGGUGGUGUUCGCGUGAUUUACUCUCCUACUGAAGCCAGAAUGUUUGCUGGCCAGAUGAUCGGACAGAAACUCAUUACCAAGCAAACCGGUGCCGCCGGUCGUCUUUGCAACUCUGUUUUCAUUGUUGAACGCAAGUUUGCUCGUCGUGAAUUUUACCUUGCUGUCCUCAUGGACCGCCAGUCCCAGGCACCCGUCAUUGUCGCCUCGUCUCAGGGUGGCAUGGACAUUGAGGCCGUUGCUAAGGAGAACCCCGAGGCGAUCAUCACGACUGCUAUCGAUAUCAAUGUUGGCGUGACGGAUGCCAUCGCAACCAAGAUCGCAAACGAGCUCGGCUUCUCCGAACAAUGUGUCGAUGAUGCUCGGAAGACCAUUCAGAGCCUCUACAAGGCUUUUAUGGAGACCGAUGCCACUCAGAUUGAAAUCAACCCGCUGUCCGAAACUUCCGAUCACCAAGUUCUGGCCAUGGACGCCAAGUUGGGCUUCGAUGAAAACGCCGAGUUUCGCCAGAAGGAAAUUUUCUCGUGGAGAGACACCACGCAGGAGGACGCUGACGAGGUCAAGGCUGCAGAGCAUGGUCUAAACUUCAUUAAGCUUGAUGGAGAUAUUGGAUGCUUGGUCAACGGUGCUGGUCUCGCUAUGGCUACCAUGGAUAUUAUCAAGCUGAACGGCGGCAGCCCCGCCAACUUCCUUGACGUUGGUGGUGGUGCCACCCCGGCUGCCAUCAAGUCUGCUUUCGAGCUCAUAACCAGCGAUCCCAAGGUGUCGGCUAUCUUCGUCAACAUCUUUGGCGGUAUUGUCCGCUGCGAUGCCAUCGCCCAGGGCUUGAUCAAUGUUGUGCAGGAAAUGGGCCUGCGCACUCCUAUCGUUGCCCGGUUGCAAGGCACCAACAUGGAGCAAGCUCACAAGCUGAUCAACGAAUCUGGCCUCAAGAUCUUUUCCAUCGAGGACCUUCAGAAUGCUGCGGAGAAAUCCGUUCAGUUCUCCAAGGUUGUUAAGAUGGCCCGCGAAAUCGACGUGGGCGUUGAAUUCACUCUCGGUAUCUAA
Aspergillus puulaauensis is the source of this 1332-nucleotide messenger RNA. It is a transcript of the gene TCA9, whose product is annotated as succinate--CoA ligase (GDP-forming) subunit beta. Gene Ontology annotation, molecular function: ATP binding; succinate-CoA ligase (ADP-forming) activity; metal ion binding. NCBI's taxonomy places the organism in Eukaryota, Fungi, Ascomycota, Eurotiomycetes, Eurotiales, Aspergillaceae. The coding region runs from base 1 to 1332 and encodes 443 amino acids. Gene Ontology annotation, cellular component: mitochondrion; succinate-CoA ligase complex. Gene Ontology annotation, biological process: tricarboxylic acid cycle; succinyl-CoA metabolic process. The transcript is spliced from 8 exons. The record is from RefSeq and is a predicted model, not a curated record.